Blepharisma stoltei is the source of this 1275-nucleotide messenger RNA. NCBI's taxonomy places the organism in Eukaryota, Ciliophora, Heterotrichea, Heterotrichida, Blepharismidae. The record is from the annotation of a GenBank genome assembly.
AUGUGGGACUACAAAUACGGACAAUCCACUCACAAAAUCCGACUGGCUCCAGAUGUGCUUAUGCCUCGGCUAAAAGUCUCAGGAAAAUCUGAAGACGUUUUAUUGAAGCCUCUCACAUAUAUGCAUGGUCUUGAUAUUAUCAAGCUAGCCCCUGUCUGCAAAUCUUGGUAUAAUGUAGUCUGGGAUCCUUCUUUGUGGCUGGAUUUGUGCAACUGAUUCAAGCACCCUGACAGAAUGAAAGCUCUCGGAGAACUUGCUGAAGGGAAAAUCAAGCUCCUCGAAAAAGAAUACAAAAGGAUUAAGAAUAUGUCACAGUACAGAAAUGAAGAAGAUUUAGCUGGAAUUGUAGGCAGCCCGCUGCCAAAUGAGCUUACUGAGCGCCAAAAGCAAGGAUUUCGGUAUCGCUUUAUUUACGCACAUUUACUAUUUAAAACUUGCUUUGAAUGCGCAAGUCCUGAAAACAAGCUUCGAUUUUUGCCAAUCUUACGUCGUUCUAUAUGCUACACCUGUGCAAAACUGCCUCGCUACGAAAUGAUUAGUCAUGAAAAUGCAGAAAUUGACUAUUCAGUUACAAAGGCCGAUUUGAACAAACAUGAAAUUGAAGGCCUCAAAGUCCCUGAUCCUUUCCACCCUGGGAAAUAUAUGCUUGUUUAUUAUCUAGAUGACAUUUUAAAAAUCUCCAGGGCGAAAUCAGACCCAAGAGCUCCAAAUUCUGCACAAAAGAGGGAGCUGGAAGAUAAAAGGAAAACAGAAUUAAUAUAUUUAUUAAAGCAAGAAAAUCUGAGCGACAGGUAUAUAGAUGAAUGUAUAUACACAGAAGGCACUGCUUGCUAUAGCUACAUACAAGGCAAAUCCCGAAGGCCAGUUGAGAAAAUCGUAGCAACAAUGAAGAAAAAAUAUGAGCAGGCAAAAGCAAAAAUCGCAGAAUUGGACGACGAUGAAGAAGAAAUGCCGCUACCUGAAGCAGAUGUAAUCAUUCCGCUGAAAAAGCCAAAACUAGAACUAAGUGAUACUCAAAAGGAAAAUAGAAGAAAAGAGCUAACGGAAAGAUUGAAACUCAUGGGCGUGAAUUUAGAAGAAAUCGAAAUGAACGACGAAGAUGGAAUUUUUUGUGCUUAUGUCAAUGGAAGGACUAAGCAAGAUAUCGGACCAGUUGCUGGGGCUAUUUGGAGAGACCAUAAGCCUGUGUUUACAGGAAUUCCUUUUAGGACGUGCCAAAGGAAAGAAGAUCUUGAUAUGAAAAUUGAAACUAAUAAUUAUGGAAAUUUUUCUUAA